GAUAAAUGAGGAGAAGGAAUGUACAGAGCCCCUUCUUCAGGAAAACUCAUCAUAUUUUUUUUUUUAUAAAUUCUAUAAUCGAACAAGUGACAGAGAUAAAGAAAAAAGCUGUUAAAUGCCCACAACAAUGAUGUCAUAACAAAAUGUUUCUGGGUUUUCUUUGAUCAAGAAAUGUUUAGAACCCAUUUUCACAGCUUUCAUUUCUUUCUCCUACAAUUUACAGGAGAAUGAAAUUACAAAUAUUCACAUAGUAGGCACCUUUACAAAACAAAACAUUUUGUGUACAUACCUAUACAUAUAUCGGGAGAGGGGGGGAGAGAGAGAGAGAGAGAGAGAGAGAGUUGUGGGUUGAAGGGGAGGAUGGGUGAGGUGAAAGAAGAGGGAAAUGAGAGGGACUCAAUAGGGUCACCAAGAUUAGUGCAGACCAACUGGUUGACAAAUUUUCAUAGAGAUCUAGUGGCUGGGGCUGUCAUGGGUGGUGCUGUUCACACCAUUGUUGCACCUAUUGAGAGGGCUAAGCUUCUUUUGCAAACCCAAGAUAGCAAUAUGGCUAUUUUAAGUGAUCGCCAUAAGAGGUUUAAGGGAAUGUUUGAUUGUAUUGUUAGGACUGUCCGAGAUGAAGGUAUUUUAUCUCUUUGGAGAGGCAAUGGUAGCAGUGUUCUUCGGUAUUACCCUUCGGUUGCUCUCAAUUUUUCUCUUAAGGACCUUUAUCGCAAUAUCCUACGUAGUGGAUUCUUCGAAGAGGGUCAUUUUGCAACCGGUGCUUCUGCCAACUUCAUUGCCGGAGCCUGUGCUGGUUGUACAACCCUGAUCAUCAUCUAUCCUCUAGAUAUUGCACACACCCGUCUAGCUGCAGACCUUGGAAGAGGCGAGGCUCGUCAGUUUAGAGGUAUAUACCAUUUUCUUAGUACUAUAAGACAAAAGGAUGGAAUUCGAGGGAUCUACAGAGGGCUCCCUGCAUCUCUGCAAGGAAUGGUUGUUCACCGAGGCCUUUAUUUUGGUGGAUUUGAUACUAUAAAAGAGAAAAUGUCUGAAAAUCCAGAGUUAGAGGUGGCUUUGUGGAAGCGAUGGAUAGCUGCUCAAGCAGUCACUACAUCUGCUGGAUUGAUCUCAUAUCCGCUGGAUACUGUUCGGCGGAGAAUGAUGAUGCAAUCUGGCUUGGAAAAGCCUAUGUACCGCAGCACGCUGCAUUGCUGGAAGAAAAUUUACAGGACAGAAGGGAUCACCUCAUUCUACCGUGGAGCUCUUUCAAACAUGUUUAGGAGUACCGGUGCUGCUGCAAUACUUGUUCUAUAUGAUGAAGUGAGGAAGUUCAUGAACUGGGGUAGAUUGUAGUAGGAUCCUUUUUUUUUUUUUUUUGGUCUGCUUUCACAGGUCAGGGACAGGUUUAGAGUAGGGCUAAAAAUAUGAUACAUAAACCGCUCUUUAGCUAGCGUAAAGGAGUUCAGAUCAUACACCUGGGGAUUUUUCAUAACAAAUAAAUUUAAAGUUAGAGAGAUAUGUUUAUCUGAAUCUUUACUAUUC
Molecule: messenger RNA, 1524 nt
Organism: Daucus carota subsp. sativus
Lineage: Eukaryota; Viridiplantae; Streptophyta; Magnoliopsida; Apiales; Apiaceae
Product: probable ADP,ATP carrier protein At5g56450
Exons: 2
Coding region: 361-1335 (324 amino acids)
Biological process (GO): mitochondrial ADP transmembrane transport; mitochondrial ATP transmembrane transport
Cellular component (GO): mitochondrial inner membrane
Molecular function (GO): ATP:ADP antiporter activity
Source: RefSeq, a predicted model, not a curated record